CCUUAAGGAAGGCACGAGACACGUGGAGUGGCGAGAGAGAGAGACGAGGAGUUGAGAAAAUGUUGAUGCAAUUACUGCUAGUCCUUAAUGAUAGCGCUCUCAGUAAUUUUAGGUACACUUUCACAUCCCGCCCCGGGGACGCGGACGUUGAAAGAACAUUUAAGAAGUCACGAGCACAAGAACGGGAGAGGACAAGUUGAGGAUAAUGCAGUUCUCGUUCGGUUUUAGAUUCAAACGAGUUUGCAAGACCGUGUACGUUUUCGUCCAGAUCCGUUUCGUUCGUAUUCUGACUCAUUGAUUAUGAUUUGUCAGGCAGCCUAUUGUGGCCGGCUGAGUUAUUCUUGACUUCCCCCUCUCCCAUGCAAGUCCUUUUUACCUUUGACGACUUUCAAAAUUUUAGUGUUAGUUUGUUCCCUGAACGUUUUUAGCUAACUAUUUAUGUCCUGAUUCUGUUAAGUGUCCAGCUCUAGUGAACGAGUUUCAAUGUCAAUCUUGACUUCUUUUGGUUUCCCUCUUGUGACUUCUUUGGAAUCCUUGUUCGUCUGUGGAUUCUUUCCGAGGAGAAGUCUGUUUACAACGAGAAGAUAUAAGUAACAAGAUUCUUAUUCGUAAUACUAAUAAAUAGUAGUUGAUUCAGCUGUAUUUUUGCACCUCUGACAUCCAAAAAGAGCAGCAUGGCGCUUUCGAAGAUGGUGAUGCCGCGCAUGGCGGUGCAACAGGCACUGCGCGCGCCAGCGAUGCAGCAGCAGCAGCGCGAAUUCCUGGCCGUUUCCGGAGCAGCGCGGAAGGCUGGCGAUUGGAUGCCGGGAAAAAUGCAUCAGGACACAGACCUCGUCCAUGCAGCCAUCACACCUGAACCCGCAACUGGCGCCAUCAUCACACCUGUUUACCAGAGCACCACGUUUGUGCAGGAGAGCGUCGCAAAGUAUUGAUUUUCAGUUUUCUUUUUCUUGGCUACUAGGUCGUAAGUAGGCAAUACGCAGUUCCAGUGUCACGCAUAGAUACUUCAAGUUAAGAUAGAGAAAUUGUUUGAUAGAACACAACCCCUUCGUCAGGUUGAACUUGAAUGCAGAUGACAUAACAUGAUUUGCCUUCAUCAGGUACCUCGCAAAGGGGUACUCCUACUCCCGCACGAACAACCCGACCGUGAAAACCUUGGAGGACAAAGUUGCGGCUAUUGAAGGUGGUGUUGGUGCGGUUGUGACUGGAACAGGCAUGGCUGCGACGACCAUCGUUAUGUCGACCUUCUUGCAGAAGGGUAUGAAUUUUUACAAAUAUUCACAGGCAACAUGUUUUUUGGCCUUCAGCCGUUUCGUUUUUGUUCCGGGAUUACUUAUCUUGUUAUCAACAUCUCCUGCGUAGAGGUGAUUGUGCUAUUCGUUGUACUCGUCCUGCCAUGUUAUCUAGAAGUUAUAAAAUUCGUGGUUUAUAUAUAAUUUGUUCCUGUUGUAUUUCUCUUAAGCUUCAUGUCGUCCAAUGCAGCAUCCAGGUGAUCAUUGCGUGAUUACCGAUUGCUCUUACGGUGGUACUAACCGUUUGUGCCGUGUCCAGUUCGAAAAGUACGGAAUUGAGUUUUCAUUCGUGGACUUCCGCGACAACGAGGCCGUUCGCAAGGCGAUGAAGCCGAACACCAAACUGGUGUGGUCCGAGGCACCGAGUAACCCGGUGCUCGGUCUCGUGGACCUCGAGGAGGUUUCGAAAAUUGCCCAUGAGGGUGGCGCCAUUCACUGCUGUGAUGCGACGUUCGCCACACCGGUUAUGCUCAAGCCGCUUGACUGGGGAUGCGAUCUCACCAUGCAGUCGCUCACCAAAUUCUACGACGGACACAACAUCGGUAUUGAAUGUCAAUAAGAUUCAUCUAUAAUAGAUACUUGCUGAUGUCCUAUGGAUUCGCUCACAUUCAUUAUCGAUUUUUGAGUGUUUACGCUUCUGCAUGUCAUCUAAAAUGUUGAACAACAUCAAGAUCAAUGUUCUUUAUCGAAAGCUGCUUCGCUUUACUUCGUUUCUACUUUUUACAUGACUGACCUCGAAGGUACUGGUGGAGCGGUCAUCGCUAAGACACCGGAAUUGUUGGACCAGAUCAAGUUGUGUCAAAACAUGCAUGGGAACAUUAUGGCGCCACAGAUUGCAUUCAGCAUCUUGCAGACGAUGAAGUCGAUGGCCCUGCGGGUAAGAAGGCAGAGUGAAACAGCCACGAAGAUCGCAAAAUGGUACCUUGCUUGUCUUCUAGAUGUUUUUUUUGUUACGAAUUUUUGGAUUUGGUGUAGGAGAACAAAAGUGUUGAAAAAUCUGGUUUCGCUCCUUUGUAGUUCCGUAGUUCCCUUUCAUAUUCAUUCCGCCGAGAAGCAGUUUUUUUCCAGAAAGCUUUACUCUUUUUCCGCCCGGCUUGUUUAGGCUCGAAACGCACCCGAAAGUGACUUCCGUCACCUACCCUGGUACGACACACCCGCAGAAAGCGCUUGCUGACAAGUAUCACGCCAAUGGCAUUCAUGGAGCUAUGCUGUGGUUCGAGACAAGCGGGGAUCCAGUAAAGCUGAUGGACGAAAUUGAGCGCCCGUGGAGCCUCUGCGAAAAUCUCGGUACUUUUUAAACUUAGAUGUAUUUAUUAGCGCUGCUAGUUGUAGAUUGCGGUUGAACUACUUACACUCAGUUGAAAUAAAAGUGAUCAUUUUUUCCCGGAAAAGCGAAUAGCUUCCCCCAAAGAUUACAUCAACUUUACAACCCAAUCGAUCCCCAUUGCUCCAACUACUGAUCAGGUGCGACCGAGAGUAUUAUCACCGCGUGUGCGGUCAUGACGCACGCAAACAUGAUCCCUGAGGAUCGCCGUAAGGUUGGUAUUACCGAUGGUUUUAUUCGGGUCUCUUGCGGCAUCGAGGAGGCCGACGAUUUGAUCAAGGCACUCCAGCGCGCGCUGGACAAAUGCUAGAUUUUGAGACAUCUAUUUUGCCACACCACUGAUGAUUUCUAGUGGUCACACAAAAUCAUCUAGUACGCCAACCAGUCAAAUUCAAUCUACUGUUUACAGCGAAAAAAUUUGGAACGAACAUCUCGUGCAGUAAAAAUCCGAAUUCUACAUUCAAGAAUAGCCAAAAUAACUGACUUUGUGUAAAGAUUUUUUUUUAAAUGUAGUUAAUGAGGUGGAAGGAGCUCGACGGCAGUCUCAGUUCUCGUUUCUGCGGUCACUGCGAGUGUAUAGAGUAUCAACUUCGAUUCAUCUUGAAGACUCUCAGCAAUCGCGAAGAAACACUGUGUCGCUUAGACGUUGUUUUUGUGCAUAGUUUUUAGCCUCCUCAUCGAAAUUGUAACAAAUGCACCUCGACGAUCACAUAUUACCGAAGAUACUUAAUAUUCCAGUACCUGUUCCUGUUCCUGCAAAAAGAAUCCAUUGCCAUAUUUCCGUCAGCGGCAUGUCCGAUCAUGAAAUGAGUUUGCUGCUAUUGUAGAAAAGGUUCUUUUGAUAUAGCGUUAUUGCACAGACUCCUGAUACCUAAAAAUGCUGUCUCUCUCACCAGCUACAUGCUGGUUGUUGAAUUUCAGAAAUGCAAUUAUUAAUAAGAUAUCAUACUGAUAGAUCUGUCAAUUUUUGUCGAGUGUUGCGCUUCCACUUCUAACAGGACGGUGAGUUCCAUGUUACUCAUCAUUUUGUGCAUGCAGUUGAGUUUUUCUCCUCAUAAUUCGUCUCACUUUAUUUUCUAUCAGAACAAACAUAUUUUCGCUACUGUACGAGGUACUGCCUCUCUCUAGGAGGCUCCCGAAGAGUGCGGCUCACGCGACUGUACCAAGUCGUGUGUGUCUUGUUGCACGUGAAAAUGUAACUUCUAGGGAAACAGAAACUUUUCCGAAAAUUUGGAGAAACAUGUCUCUGUUCGGAUACCUAGAAGCUGUAACUACGCAAGUUUUUCAGAUACUAACUAUAGGAAGAAAUAUGUCUGGGAGACGAGCGGAGGUCAUGCUCUCGUAU
Molecule: messenger RNA, 3961 nt
Organism: Amoebophrya sp. A25
Lineage: Eukaryota; Dinophyceae; Syndiniales; Amoebophryaceae
Source: the annotation of a GenBank genome assembly